This is a messenger RNA of Mytilinidion resinicola, 1149 nucleotides long. RefSeq lists its product as uncharacterized. The record is from RefSeq and is a predicted model, not a curated record. Bases 217 to 1149 code for a protein of 310 amino acids. The transcript is spliced from 2 exons. Lineage: Eukaryota; Fungi; Ascomycota; Dothideomycetes; Mytilinidiales; Mytilinidiaceae.
GCCAGACCUACAGCAAUCAUUUUGUACAAUCGGUAGCUUAUCGGGGUACCUCAGGCGCUGGCAUCAGAGUUGUGAAGCGGAGACAGAGCCGAGUCGUCACCUUUUGUUUACGUUCUAUCAGCGGCUUCUCACCUCAACCCCAACUCAACCUACCUUACCUCACGUCACCAAAACCGCAUUCACCUUCACCUAUCAUGCUAUAACCCACAUUUCCUAAUGCGACCAAAGUACCGUAAUCUCGCCGCCAUGCUCCGCAGCCCUUCUCAGACGUUCCUUCCUUCCUCAGGCGACAGCUCACCAGGAGACUGCGAACCCAAAGCCGUCAAGUUCAUGCUUACCGUCGACGACUGCGAUGAAGCCCCAACUCCACAGCCCCCAUGCUUCCUUCCAUCUUACAGCUCCGCAGCGACCUCAAGUCCGCCCUCGCCGAAUCCAAUGUACGCUCAGCCCGUCCUAUCCGAGUCAAAGAUCUCCGCCAACCACUCCAACCACAACGACUCCGAUUCCGAAGCCUACGAGGAGCCCGACCAUACACCCCGAUCACCUAUCAAACACAAACCCGGCAAGCGGUACUACGCCCACGCCCUCACCGAAGCAGAGCGGGAAUCGCUCCGACGCGGCGGCGGCGUCAAGAAGUGGACAAAUGCAGACCUCCUGCUGAAAGGCAACCGCAGCCAGGACUUGAAAGAGCAGUGGAUGAUUGACGAAGACCUCGAGCGCGAGCGCGAGCGUCAGUUCUUUGAACAGCGGGAACGCGAGCACCAGCAAGCUCGCAUGAGUCGCUCGUCGUCACCAUCUCGGCCUGCGUCAAUAGAGGUCAGGAAGGCGCGCCCUCCCCGCCGGGCAAACCGGCCCCUCUCCUUGCUCUCGCUCUCGAGCAUCGCGGCAACCCUGCCGGCGACUAAUCAGCGAAGGCCGUCUCCGUUGUGGGAGACGACGAGUCCGGAGGAGCCGCGAGCUGUUCUGGGCAGGACCUUCGAUGACUUUCUUCUGCCUGUGCCGACCUCAGACGAGCCGGAUGCUUAUGCGCUUGCGAAGGCGGGGGAUGAGUUCGAUAAUGAGGAGAUGUUGAAAGGGAGAGUGCUUGAUGGGACGGCUGAGAUGAAGGAGGGGGCUUCGCGGCCGCUGGACUUGGAGAAGGGGAAGUAA